Schistosoma haematobium is the source of this 10966-nucleotide messenger RNA. Its product is annotated as Splicing factor 3B subunit 1. The record is from RefSeq and is a predicted model, not a curated record. Gene Ontology annotation, cellular component: U2 snRNP; U2-type prespliceosome; U12-type spliceosomal complex. The transcript has 9 exons. Gene Ontology annotation, molecular function: mRNA binding. NCBI's taxonomy places the organism in Eukaryota, Metazoa, Platyhelminthes, Trematoda, Strigeidida, Schistosomatidae. The coding region runs from base 6811 to 8100 and encodes 429 amino acids. Gene Ontology annotation, biological process: spliceosomal complex assembly.
AAUUUGAGGCGGUCAACACUAAAAACUGACGCAGGAUGACCACUGAAAAUGGUGAGAUUCGCCGUCCAACUAUUGCUGAUCGUGAGGAUGAAUAUCGUUCGCGUCGUCGAUUGCUGAUGAUUUCCCCAGCAAGAGUAGACCCGUUCGCUGACGGUAUGUAUACAAACAGCGUUUUUAUUGUUUAUCAGCAUUUAUCCUUAAGUUAUUACCCCAUCUAAGAACGAAUUUUUCUUUUUUGUAUAGCGAUGUGGUGUCCAGCGGGGCUUAUUUUUUGUGUAAGGUUAGGGCGUUUGGUAAGUGCAUAUGAUUAGGUGAUUGUUUAGUUCUUAUACAUUCUACGCAAUCCAAACUCUUUUACAGCGAUUUCGCAUCAUUCAACCUUGAAGCAAUCUCUUGGUUCGGAAACGAUGGCCCGGGAUAAACCCAUCACGUGCGUCAUUUUUUUAUGAUGUUAAAUUAUUUGUAUAGUUCUCUAAUGCCUAAUUUGUCUUUGCUUCUUUUUAUUUAUAUUUAUUUCUGCGCACCACUGACAAAUAAUUUGAUGAAUUGGCGUUUGUAGGCGACCAAACACCGGAUCACCGUCUAUCAACGUACAAAGAUAUCAUGCUUAAUCAGCAACUCACCAAGGAACAACGAGCAUUGCAGGCAGAGAUAGCUGAAAGAGGUAAGACUGGGACGCUACGAAUGGACUCAGAAGUUCCCACGAAAAGACGUAGAUGGGAUCAGCCUACCACAGAUGUCAACGGGACUAAGAAUGACGCACCAACUCCUGCUGCUACUCCAUCAACUCCGAAGCGUUGGGGAGAUGACGCACUCACUCCUUCACGUCCACCCUCUACACUUACAGGAGUCUCAACCCCUGGAAGCCGGUCACAGUGGGAUGACACUCCCGGGAGAGCAAAAGACCCUGGCGCAACCCCUGGACAAAGCGUUAGGCAAUGGUCAGAAACUCCCCUUUUUGCAGCUACUCCAGGUCGAGAAACAGGAAGUUCUGCAUUUGGUGGGACACCUAGUGCUAGACGUAACCGUUGGGACGAAACUCCUCACACUGAAAGGUAUGGUGCCGAUACACCAGGUCAUGGUGCUGGAUGGGCAGAAACCCCCAGAGCUGAUCGAACUCCUGGCGGUGUAGAGUCAAUUCAAGACACACCAUCUUCAAUGGUUUAUGGACCAGGCUCCACUCCAUCAAGCAUUGCUGCUGCGGCCGCACUUGCCGUUAAGCGCAGAUCUAGAUGGGACGAAACUCCACUAAAAGCAGGAUCAACUCCAGGUGGUUUAACACCAUCUCAGGUUAGUAGCGGUAAUGUAUUUCGUCUUUAGACUUCAUAUUGGUGCAACAAAUGAUUUUAUUUUUACUGUGUACCUUUUCAUGUUAAAAAUUUCGAAUUUAGUGUAGAACCGCUGACCUUAACAAACAACUAACCUUUUAGUAUAAUCCAGCUAGCUAAGAGCUUUGGCAAGCAAAAAUAUCUGCCAACAAUAAUUUAGUGCUGACUUGUCGCUGAUAACUAAGAAUAUUUCAAUAUUAGCAACAAAUUUAUUCAGUAGUACCAAACGAUAAGCAUUUAAAUCUCGUGUACGGUACUCCCUGAAUUUAUCAAGUCAGCCCAUCAAAUAAACAUUUCUGUAGACUUCAAGACGUAUCUAACAAAUCCUAAAAUGUUGAUUGCCAAGAUUAAACAAAGUAAAGAAUUAGUUGAAUGAUUUUCAAACUAUUUAAAACGACCUACUAAAUUAUCCUUGAAUAUUUGGGGAUGUAUCAGCUAUGCAUGUUAUUGCUUUCUUGUUUCGUGUCCAUGAUUUCGUUAGGUUUUCGGUCCUAAGUACUCACAGCACCUGUAGGUUGCAGUUUUCAAGAGCACCUUAGUGAUUUUUUAUUUUAUGAUAUAAAAGCGUGUAUCAUCGUAGCAUUCACUGUUUCGAGUUGCCAAAAAUGUACUGAUGAAAGUCGGUUAGGGAUAAAACACUGGCGUGUUGUAUAAGUUAAUAAAACAGCGCGGUCCAUAAGUUGGUCUUCUAAACUUCAACGAUCAUCUAUAUGUCAUUUCUCUCUCAGCAUGUCGCAGAAACUAGACAAAGCCGAUACACAUAUGUGAUUUAGAUCCCUAUAAUAGGUGUCAUCGUUCUUUAUUGUUUUGAUUUUUAGACUCCGGGCAGCUUCACACCGUCAAGUGCUAUGGGUGGGAUAACACCAGGAGCAACUCCUGGAGGCUUUAAUGCGGCUAGCGCUUUCACUCCUUCCGGAACUACUCCAACAGGUUUACGGGCUAUGGCUAUGGCCACACCAAAUUUCGGGUCUGCUGCCAUAACAAUACCAGGAGCAGGAAUCCCAAUGACUCCCGAACAGUUACAAGUAUAUGCUUGGCAGAAGGAGAUCGAUGAUCGAAACAGACCUCUAACUGAUGAGGAUUUAGAUGAGUUGUUGCCUCCAGGUACGAGUUGUUCGGUUUUACUAAGUUAUUCACUGAAUUUCAACUAUUUCUUUCACCAAUCUUGUGUUAGUUUGAAAAUAUGAACUUAUUUGUUGCAGAUAAAACUUACUGAGUCCAUCAUCUCUACCAUGCCAAGUAUAUUUAAGCAACAUAUAACAAGUUAUCAUAUUUCAGACAAAAAAUAAAGUAAAUGUGAGCUUUUAAAUAGCUAACUGCUACUUUCACACUAUGUUGGGUUUUCUAACAUAAACCUUUAAUUGUUUAUCAUUGGUUAGACGACAGUCCAACGAUUGUUUCUGUUUCUAAACAUCAUUCGCGGUGGCCUACACAUCCCUUAAUUCAUGUUCACUCAUCUCAUACUGUGCAUUCUUCGAUAAACAAUAAUGAACGGUUUAUGACAUGGUAAAAAAUAAGGGGGAGUUCUGUCACCUCUACAUUUUUCAACACAUUUUGACUAGAUGGGAUUCUAAAGGUUAUGCGUGUCAUCAUAUGUCUCAGGAUAAAGGCUGUUAGCAUUCGUGCUGUUGUGUUUAUUGUAUUGAGUGUAAAUAGAAUCGCGUUUUUACCCCAACUUUCUCAUUACCUGUUGUUUUUUUAAGGGUUUUGUGAUUUGUUCGCAAUGUCAUCUUUUCGCUCUGUGCGGGGCAUAUUUGGCGGUGCUCCAUUAUAAAAAAAUAUUCCUCCCAAAUAAUUAUGCCAAAUAACGACGCCCUUUGUUAGUUGGCGGGUCAGUACUUAAAACAUCCCUACCAUUUUAUUUGGUGCACACUUACAAUUUUGUUUAUAUAUUUGACUUCCUCGAGUGACUGCCUUUAUUUUUACGCCAGUCACCUGCGAUUCCGAUAGAUCGCGGAUUUGUAAUUUCUUUUUAUCGUAUAUUAAGUCAAGACCAAACCUACCCAGUCUGUCGGCUAUUAAUGUUAUUCGUUUCAGCGAGACGUAUCAUUUCAGUUAGCUUCACGACCAGGGAUAGUCUCAUGUCUGCAUUUCAUGGAAAAUGAGAUCUUUACUGCUGUUAACUAACCAACAUCAAUAACAAUCAAGUUGUCAUUUUUUCUGCUACAGUUGCACACAUAACUGUUGGGUAAACAAUUUUGUGUAUAAAAUUUAAUAUACUGAUUCACUUGUCUCCAGGCUAUAAGAUCAUGCCACCGCCCGCCGGUUACGUCCCAAUAAGGACUCCUGCUCAUCGAUUGGUAGCAACACCAACUCCAAUGAUUGGAGGGACUCCAAUGGGCUUUAGAAUCGGCACACCUGAUAUUGGAACAACAGCUGGGUUUGGUAUAAAUGCAACUGGAGGUAAUGCUGCGGCUCUUGGUGACAUGCAACCGAAAGGAGCUAACUUACCCAUGAUGAGACCUGAUGAUCUACAGUAUUUUGAUAAACUGCUACAAGUUAGUUAAUCUGAAUAUUUAUUUACAAUUUUAUUACGCCAGAAAUAAUUUCUAUUCACUAAACAAUUUCUUUUUGGAACUAUCACUUUUCGUGUAAGUUUAGUUCAAAAUCUGAGAAGUAUACAAACACCUAACUUGAUUGUUCUAAACCAUCUUGAUGCUUCGACAAAACCUUGUUUCAUCAUUUUCCAGUGCUUUAAUUACUAAUGACUGUCCUGAAGCAUUAUUAAUAGAAGUGUUGAUGGUCUUUCUUCCUGUACUAUAUCCUUAUUGCAAUCUUUCUUUUAUAUAUUACCACCUCUGAAUUAACUACUUUUAUGAAUCCGGCGUCCAUCUUGUUGUGUUAAUGAGAUAUGGCAACUUGGACCGAUGCACAUAUGUGCCUGGUCCUACGUUGUAGCUGACUGACUGACUGUUAAUGGUCGGAAAGUAGGUACGUUCCCUUGAGUACAUCUUAACCCAAGGUUUACGGACAAUGUCACGUUACGUUGUUUUAGUAUACAGGAUCCUCAAGCUCCGGUUUGUCAAUAGCAUCUAUUGUAUGCUUUUUGUAUUAUCUGUGAAUAACUCCUUUUUCAGGAUUAGUAAACUAUCUUAACAGCUGUAAUCCAUGUUACAUAACUCACUGUUAAUUAAUUGGAAAUUCGUGAAUCUAUGAACCUGAUGUACUCGCAGUCAUUUAGACUACCCAUACAGAAAAAGUUAAUGAAUCAUCUUUGCAAAACUUUUGAUAUCUUAACAUCUGUCUAUCAGAAGUCAAAUUUGUUACUUCGAUUCAUGUAAUCUAGACAAAUAUCUGUCACGCUCAAUUGCUCCAGGCUUGAAAUUCCGAAAGAAUUCCAUAUGUUCAGAUACCACUAUCUCUGUAGGACUAAUGACCUUCACUUAAAGUGGUUGUUCUGAACCUCUGUGUCAUGUUAAAUCAUGUUGGGAAUUGGAAUUCAUCUGAUGUAGUUGUCUUUUAGCACUGACUUUAGUGUUCCGAAUACAUUCUUAAAAUAUUACGCAUCAUUUGAUUCAUAGAUUCACUUGUUCCAACUCGUAUAUAUAGGUCGGUCAGCUGUAGGUGGUUGCAUUCAUAACGGUAAAUGUAUUGACUAAAUCUUGACUUCGGUAGUUUCUGAGUCACAAGCACACGAAGAGGUAUCCUGGUGCCAGCCAUGACAGCAUUAGUCUAUCAAGUCAUUUAUGACACUGAACUAUCAUCAAAAUCUCCAUGUUUAAUUCACUUUUCGUACCAAUUUUUGUGUGGGAAGUUUCUUAGUUUUCGUUUUCAGAAGUUUUGCCACUUGUUUAAUUAGUGAUCUAUUAUACCUCUUAGCAGGUGGUUUUCUUAGGGAACCACACCCCGAGCCUUUGAUCUGAAGGUCUAAUCCACAAGGCAGUGGAGCAACGUCAGGAGAUGCAGUCCCAUAGUAGCCGGUGACCAACAAUAGGCCAUUUUUACCCUCAGAAUCCUGGAGUCCAUAUGCACAAUUGGUUUGGAAUCAGGGUUUACCAACUCCCCGGGUCCACUAGCCCGGUUAAACCGCUUCUCUUCCUCUCGAUUUCGUAAACAACACUCACCACGAGAAGGCAGUGAGUAGGACUUCCUUUGGAGUGGCUGUAUACGCGUGGUCAUGUGAGAACAUUUGGAGGUGAAUAUCAAGUUGCAUCUCACUUUCCGUACAAGCUUUUUGUUAAUUUUUAAAAUACAUUUUCUCUUUGUUAAAGGAUGUCGAUGAGGACACUCUUCCACCCGAGGAGGCACGUGAAAGAAAGAUAAUGACAUUUUUACUCAAGAUAAAAAAUGGUACUCCUCCAAUGCGUAAGUCAGCCCUAAGGCAAAUCACUGAGAAAGCAAGGGAAUUCGGUGCAGGGCCUCUGUUCAAACAAAUAUUACCCCUUCUGAUGUCUCCUACAUUAGAAGAUCAAGAACGCCAUUUGUUAGUGAAGGUAAAUUAGACCUCUCAAUUAUGUCUACAAUCUCAGCAUUUUUGUUUAUACAUCUACACAGUUUCUUAAUUGUUUUAAACCUGUUUCAUCAUUACAAAUAUUGAUUGUCAUAUUUAUUUCUAUGCUUUCUUUUCAGUAUGCAUUUAAAAUUGAGCACCACUUUUCAAUUCAUUAAUAUCCAAUCUGUAGAACUUUAUAAUACUGCUUUGAAUAAAAUUACAGGGAAGACAAACACACUAUAUAGUGUUUGUUAUUCAUUUUUGUUCAUAAAUCGUAUGAUUAACCUGAGAAAAUCUUGUCAGGUUUGUUUCAUGUUCCGAGUUUAUCUUAACGAAAACAUUCAUCUGGCAAGACUAUAAUUUGUGGUCGAACCAAGAAAAUUCAAGAUAGGAGGUCUUGGAUUUGGGUGCAAAAUUCAUUCGUUUGGCUAUAUGACAUUUUGAUAUUAUAGCUGAUGUCGGUUCGUGAUGAAAACCUCAACUGUAGUUCCUAACCUUAACUUCCGAUUCUACGUCCCAAUCUCAAUUUCUUGCAUUAAUUUACAACCCACCCUAGUAGGGGGAAUUUCCUUACAAUCACUUUGGCGUCUCAAAGGUCAUCCGUAAACUAGUUCCACCCAUUCAUCUAUAUUACUAUCGUGCAUCCAAUAUUGUUGUUGGAACCAUUUCCAUCUUGAAAAUCCAGACAAUUCUAUAUGUCGUCCAUAACUUUAUGAUCUGCGUCAGACCCAGUUUUGAUCCUUUAUUUAGUAUUAAAUAAUUACGAUGUAAUGCAUUUUUUAGUAUCAAAUUUGAGUCAUAACCAUACAGUCCUGUCAUCUGAUGUACUUUAUCUUUAACCUUCAGGUAAAACAAACAUGAGUUUUAUUCACCUUUUUAUUUCGGUAGGUCAUCGAUCGUAUUUUGUAUAAACUGGACGAUCUUGUCCGCCCUUUUGUGCACAAAAUUUUGGUUGUUAUUGAACCUCUACUUAUUGAUGAAGAUUAUUACGCUCGUGUCGAGGGGCGUGAAAUAAUAUCUAAUCUCGCAAAAGCUGCUGGACUCGCUACUAUGAUUUCUACUAUGCGUCCCGAUAUUGAUAAUAUGGACGAAUAUGUGCGUAAUACAACUGCAAGAGCGUUUGCUGUCGUUGCAUCAGCUCUAGGAAUCCCUAGUUUGUUGCCAUUUUUAAAAGCCGUUUGCAAAUCUAAAAAAUCUUGGCAAGCUAGACAUACUGGCAUCAAGAUUGUUCAACAAAUAUCCAUCCUUAUGGGUUGUGCAAUUCUACCGCAUUUACGAUCUUUAGUGGAAAUUAUUGAACACGGGUUAGUUGAUGAACAACAAAAAGUUCGCACCAUUACAGCAUUAGCUUUGGCCGCUCUUGCUGAAGCAGCCACUCCUUAUGGCAUAGAAUCAUUUGACUCAGUUUUGGAACCUUUGUGGCGUGGUAUAAGAACUCAUCGAGGCAAAGGUUUAGCCGCUUUCCUAAAAGCUAUUGGCUACCUCAUCCCCCUAAUGGAUGCAGAGUAUGCCAAUUAUUAUACUCGUGAAGUUAUGUUAAUUUUAAUCCGUGAGUUUCAGUCUCCUGAUGAAGAAAUGAAAAAAAUUGUUCUUAAAGUAGUCAAGCAGUGCUGUGCAACAGACGGUGUCGAACCUGAUUAUAUUAAGUCGGAAAUUCUACCACCGUUUUUCCGUAGCUUUUGGACACAACGUAUGGCUCUAGAUCGGCGCAAUUACAGACAGCUGGUUGAUACAACUGUGGAAAUAGCAAAUAAAGUCGGUGCAGCUGAUAUCAUCUCUAGAAUUGUAGAUGACCUCAAAGAUGAGUCCGAACCUUAUCGUAAAAUGGUUAUGGAGACUAUCGAAAAAGUUAUGUCUGCACUAGGAAGCACAGAAGUUGAUGCUCGACUUGAAGAGCAAUUAAUCGAUGGUAUAUUAUAUGCUUUCCAGGAACAAAGUACCGAAGACGCUGUCAUGUUGAUUGGUUUUGGAACUAUUGUACAAUCACUUGGUAAACGUGUUAAGCCGUACUUGCCCCAAAUAUGUGGUACAAUCUUAUGGCGUCUUAAUAACAAAUCGGCUAAAGUUCGUCAGCAGGCAGCCGACCUUAUUAGUCGUAUCGCUGGUGUAAUGAAAGUGUGUCAAGAAGAAAAACUAAUGGGUCAUUUGGGUGUAGUUUUAUAUGAAUACCUUGGUGAAGAAUAUCCAGAAGUACUUGGAAGUAUUUUGGGUGCCCUUAAGGCUAUUGUAAAUGUAAUUGGUAUGACCAAAAUGACUCCUCCAAUUAAAGAACUUUUGCCAAGAUUGACACCAAUAUUGAAAAACAGGUUAGUUCUAAAUGUUAUUGUUCAUUAUCGCUAAAUGGUAUACAACAUGGUCGUUUUCAGUCAGCUUACCAGCGACUUAUAUUUUGAUCAUCGGUUUUACUGAUGUUUUGUCGAUAUCUGAGGAUUGCGACUUUAAACCUCUUUUCCAUACAUGCAAUUAAAAUAAUGAAUGGUACUAUUUAAACUUGUACCAAUCUAACUCGCUUUUUUAUUCUCUGAAGAAGCGACUUACACUAUGUCACGAAACAUCAGAAAUUCAGUUGUCUAGUUACUGAGGUAUUACAAGUGUAUAAUCAAUUUUCUUAUAAACAAUCAUUCCACCCUACAUUCAAUAAGUUUGAUAUUAUCUAGUUAAGCCUUGGUAAUGAUACUCUUCUUGUUUUCUAGGCAUGAAAAAGUAGAAGAAAACUGUAUCGAUCUUGUUGGACGAAUAGCAGACCGUGGGUCGGAGUAUGUCUCUUCUAGAGAAUGGAUGCGUAUCUGCUUUGAACUCUUGGAAUUAUUAAAAGCACAUAAAAAAUCAAUUCGACGAGCAACUGUCAACACUUUUGGUUAUAUUGCCAAAGCAAUCGGUCCACAUGAUGUUUUAGCGACUCUGUUAAAUAAUUUAAAGGUUCAAGAGCGUCAAAAUCGUGUUUGCACAACUGUUGCCAUUGCUAUUGUUGCAGAGACAUGUAGUCCAUUUACUGUUUUACCUGGUCUUAUGAAUGAAUAUAGGGUCCCUGAACUAAAUGUUCAAAAUGGUGUUUUAAAAUCACUGGCUUUCAUGUUCGAGUAUAUUGGUGAAAUGAGCAAAGACUACAUAUAUGCCGUAACUCCUCUGUUAGAAGAUGCACUAAUGGACCGUGAUCUUGUGCACAGACAAACUGCAAUGACUGCAGUAGCUCAUAUGGCUCUUGGUGUAUAUGGGUUUGGGUGUGAAGAUGCUCUUCUGCAUCUCCUGAACGUCGUUUGGCCUAAUGUCUUGGAAACUUCACCACAUGUCAUUCAGGCUUUCAUGUUUUGCAUUGAAGGUCUCCGUGUUGCACUUGGUCCUAACAAAGUACUUCAGUAUUGUCUUCAAGGCUUAUUCCAUCCUGCUAGGAAAGUGAGAGAUAUGAUGUGGAAAGUGUACAAUACUAUUUACAUUGGUAAUCAAGAUGGCUUAGUUUAUGGUUUCCCACGUAUUCCUGACGAACAAGAUCACACUUAUAUCCGACAUGAAUUGUCUUAUAUUUUGUGAAAAUGUAUUUGUCAGUAUGAUCACAAUCCUAUUUACUUCUUAUUUUCACUCCCAGACUUUGAUGUUUUGUUACUAUUGCAUUCUUGUCCUUCAAAUAAGUUCCUGAUAUCAGGAUCUAUUAACUCCUACGGUUUUACACAUCGUCGUGGUCUUGUAUUUAAACCAAUUUUUUUCGGAUUAAUAAAUCAGUUAAAUUGACUCAUGUGCUUUCUAAUAUUCUGUUCAGAUGGGUGAUGUGAGUGAAUUUCUGACUUCAUAAUUUAGAAAUUAAUGCCACAAAGGUUCCCUAUGCUAUUAAAUCGCUAUCGUUAAUCUUUCAAAAGUAGGGAUAGGAGCGAUCCGAAAACUAAUCGAUCUCAUGUUAAAUUUGACGAAGCCACCGUUUUAUCUACUAAAUUAUUAAUAAAAAACGCCAAUUUUCGGCGUCACCAAUUUCGAGACUUACUAUCCAGAGUCUCUAGUUAUCAUAUACGCUUUUCGCGUGAGCCCUACUCAGAAAGUUUGGACCUCCUGUGACAAUUAAGUUUUAAAUCCACAAACUUACCUCUGAUAUUUGCUUGCAACAGUAUUUGUAGUUAAUCUCUGUUAUUUGAAAAUGAGUUUGUUGAUCGUCGAAACAAUAGGCUUACCAAUAAGUCACGCACUUCUACUUCAUAGCUAGUUAAUUCAAAUGUGAUGUAUUUGAAUUCAAGUUGUAAGAAGAGGUUGGUAGGUAGCUUGCUGUCAAUAAAUUUGGUACAGCGAAUUGUAGUUGGUAGGUCCUGGGUUCGAGCCCCGCGUGGUGCGGGAUCGUGGAUGCGCACUGCUGAGGAGUCCCAUACCAGGACGAAACGGCCGUCCAGUGCUUCCAGGUUUUCAAUGGUGGUCUAGCUUCAACUGACUCAUGAUUUCAACCUGUGAACUUUCUAAAACUCUCCACAAAACCCACUCUGAGAAUUGUAGUCAUUUAGUCGGUGGUAAAGCUCACUGUAGAUUGUAUUUUCUUGGGAUGUAAAUGAAGGUAUACUCUCUAAGUGCGAUUGAAUCUUAUAGUUCAUUGACAAGAAUUGUUGUACUUUUACACCUAAAGGAUUAUUGUUGUCUGGGUCCUAGGGUUUAGUACAAAAUCAGUUAAUCCUUCAGGAUGUUCGGACUAAGGCAUAUGAAACAUGUUUUCUAGAUUGAUAAAUGAAUCCUGUAUUCUUGAAUAUUGGUCAUCGAGUCAUCUUUAAGUGAAACUCGAACUAACAGUCUUAUUUUACCUUUGCUUCAUACAGGUUCGUACUUUUCUGUUGAUUAUAAAAUCAUACUCGUAAAAGCAUUUUAAAAAACGGAGUGGUUACUCAUCUUAAGUCUUAUAGUAUUUAAGUGUGGCAGUCAUGUUGGUUAGUUGUAUAGGUGGUGAAGUUGGCUGACCUGACAGAAAGGUAACUAACAUAAUCACAAUCCUUUUUGAAUGAGAUCAGUUCCUGUGGUCAAUCUAGGAAAUAUAUAUUCUGCUACCCAAUAUUCUUUGGAAACAACGCUUCACUUGACUGGUCCUUUAUCAGGACAAAAAUCGUAAGUGGACAAAAAAGAUAUUCCAAAAAUCUGAACGGCAAAAAACUGCAUACACAGGAGUGUCUUAUUAAUCUAUCCGCUAGCACUGGAUCAAUGAGCUAUCACCAACAGUCUGAAAAAAACUUGCACAUAACUCUAA